Molecule: messenger RNA, 2736 nt
Organism: Dracunculus medinensis (Guinea worm)
Lineage: Eukaryota; Metazoa; Nematoda; Chromadorea; Rhabditida; Dracunculidae
Source: the annotation of a GenBank genome assembly
CUUAAUGAUUUUAUUAAUCCAUGUAAUGCGCUGUUUCGUUUGGAUAAAAUUAUUCGUUCGACAUCUUUCAACAUUCUUUUUGAUAAUUUAAUUUCAGAAUUGCUAAUUGGUUCUGGUUCUGAUCGAGACAAAUUGUUCAUUUGUAUUGAAAAUAUAAAAUUCGGGGGCGAUAACCUUCUCAACAAAUGGUGCAGUGACGGUAGCUCAUUAGAACAAUCAUCAAACGAUGAUUUACCAGUUACAAUCGAACCACUUUAUGUCGCAGAAAUCUUGCAAGUUGAUGAGGGUUGGUUGUUUCCAGUUACCAAUACCAAUCUCAAAAUAAAUCUUACUGCAUUUGUUUUUGACAAAUCGCAUAUUAGGAUAGUUGGAAUUCCUCAACAUGGAUCAGUAUUGGUGCGGGGCAAACCAGAAAACGAUUUUACAUAUCAAGACUUACUCUUGCUUCAUGUGAAUUAUUCACAUGACGGUAGUGAAACAAGUGAAGAUGCCAUCGAGUUACAAGUAAACAUUUCUGGAUUGAUGAAAUCUUUAAUACGAAUUAAUCCGAUAAAUGAUGCUCCAGAGCUGCGAAAAGGAUCUGAAGGACUGCGAAUUAAAUAUCGCAAUUGCAGGCUUUUGUUAGAUACUCGAUUUAUGAAUUUAUGGGACUCAGACACUGAUUCUGAUAUUGUACGUGUGGAUAUCGUGUCAGCAAAUGGUGUAAUUUUGCAAGCAGCAGGCCAUAAUAUUACUCAAUUUUCACAGCAAGAUUUCAUCAAUAAUAAAAUUCACUUAGUGAACACGGGAGAAGAUCGUGGUGAAAUUCAUUUGAUUGCAAAUGAUGGUGAGAAACAGUCAUCACCACUUUUAAUAUCUGUCAUAACAGUUCCCAUUGAAAUUCAUUUAAAAAGCAAUACUGGAGUGAAAGUGAUGCAUCAGUCCUCGGAGACUAUUUUGCCGGCAAAUUUAUCUUUUACCACAAAUCUCCCUGAUUUACCAUUGCAAUAUAUGAUAGUUGAUCUACCUGAAUACGGAUUGGUAGAAUGUUGUGAUGAUGUCGGUCAGUACCAGAUAUGUUCAUCUUUUAUGCAAAACGACAUCGAACAGUCACGAAUUAGAUAUCGUCAUACCAGUCAGCUCAAUCCUCCUGUUGAUUCUUUCAGUUUCCAGGUGCGUGCAGGUAGUAGUAGUUCAAUAGUUCACUUUUUUAAAAUUUCAUUCAUACCUGUUCAUGUAAAAAUUUUCAAUCGGGCACCUUUCUUGCUCAAUAGUACCGAUCAGCUAACUCUUCGUCGUUUGCACCUUUUUGCUUGGACAUUUCCUAAAAGCUACUCUCCUCAAAAUCUUAUUUUCCACGUAAUUGAACCGCCGAAAUUUGGCUUACUUUCUCGUCGAAUCUCAGAAACGCGUAAUCGGCGUAUCGGUGUAUCAUCAAAUUUUACGCAACAGUAUUCAAUCGUCAAUGAUUUUUUUAUAUUUCGAGUCAUCACACCAUCUGUUGCUUCAGAAGCAACACGAUUCGAAAUAACAUUUAUACCUGGUUCGGGCGCCGUCCAGCUGAUCAAUAGGACUAUCGUUGUCGACGAAGGUGCUAUGCAAAAGAUUACGAACGAAUCGCUGUCACUUGAAACACCAGAUGAUAAUAAUUUUAUGUUUACAAUCGGCAUUCCACCACUUUUUGGCAAUAUAGUCCUAAGUCAUCCGCUUGGAGCGAAGUUUAUCUUGUCGAUGGGUGAAAAUUUUACCACGCAAGAUAUCAACAAGGGAAGAGUUUGGUAUGAACAUCUGGGCGUAGAAUCACGCGUAGAUCGAGUCUAUUUGGUAGCAGAAAGUGUUCAUCGACACACAAGUCGUAUACCCUUUUGGCUAACAAUGAGGAUGAUUCUAAAGAACGAUAAUACACCGAGACUUGUUGGAAAAAACGAACUUCAAAUAAUCGACCGAGGUGACCGCAUUUUGCGCGAAUCUUUAUUGCCAUGGAAAGAUGAUGACAUUGAUACACAACCACUACGAUUUAUUUUUCAUGAUGGUUUCCGAAAUGCAGCCAUUUUAUCGAGAGUUUCUCCAAAUAUCCACAUCCGUAAUUUCACUCAACAAGACAUGAAAAAUGAAGAAAUUAUGAUUAGGCAUUUAGGCCAUUCAAAACACUUCCAAAUGUCUUACACGGUCUCCGAUGGCGUACAUGAUGUGCCUUCUGUUCUUACUGUUAUAGCUUCCGAACCAUUUAUCCGUUUCGAAAACCAUCACGUUUAUCUUCCACCAUCUGAAACUGACUUACUUUUAACACUUACAAACCAAAAUUUGUCAGCCAUCACGAACUUUGAUGUAGGCCCAGCAGACAUAGUUUUUUUCGUCACACAUUCUCAGAAUUUUCUUAUUAUGCAUAAUUCAUCGGAAUUUAUCGCAAAAAAUUUCACACAGAAAGACAUUAAUGAUGGUAAGAUUUUCUAUCGUUCAUUGGUUUCUGAUUUAACCGAUGAGCAAAUUUCGGUACAAGUUGACAAACAGAUAGAUACCGUUGCCUUUCGAAAACUGAGACAGCAAUCAUUACGUCGAAGCUCAAUUGAAAUGCGAACUUUAUCUGUUCUUGUUGUACCAAUUUCUUCUUUAUCACAAAUUGAUAAGAACAUUUUAUUUGCAUCCGCUCCUGGUAAAACGCCAUCUGAAAUUAUUUAUGAUGUUUUAAAGCAACCAAACAGUGGUUCAUUAAUCCUCGAAUCAGUUAAAGGUAUUAUAAAGCAAUUUUUAACUUAA